CAAAACUUCUUACCACCUCUCACACGACACAUUUGACAGGAUGCGUCCCAUCGUUCUUCUCUUUGCUUUUUCUCUGCUGAGCUCAUAUGAUGCUGAAGACUCCGACAUCAUGACUCCUGUAUUUGUGCAGACGGGGAAGGAUCUGCUUCUAGACGUCAUGGCUCCUGUUUACAUAACUGAUGGGAGUGAAUUAAAAUGGAAAUAUAAUCAUACAGAAAACAUAAUUAGAUUGUUUUCUGAUAACAAAACAAUUAUACCUGACUCCUAUCAGGGAAGGGUCGAGAUUGUUCGCCAAAAUUACUCUUUGCUCUUGAAGAACGUAAAACAAGCCGACAGUGGACAUUACAGGGCAGGUGUUUUCGGGAAUAAUGACGUAUCUGUGGGUAAAUACAGCGUCACAGUUCAAGAUCCAGUGUCUCCGGUUCAUGGGAACGUGGACUCUGUGUCCUGGAGCUCCGACUCCUGUAACCUCACAGUGACCUGCAGCACACAGGACUCCCAGCACAUCAACAGCACUUUUAGAUGUGACGCCAACACCUGCAGCCAGGACGAGGGAGGAGACAGGUCCAAGGUCACGACCUCAGACGCCUCCCUCCGUGUCUACCUGUCCAAUGGCUCCUCAGUUAUCUGUAACCAUAGUAACCAGGUCAGCUCGGCCGAGGACAUAAUAAAGAUUGAGUGCUAUUGUUUCUCAGUUCCUGGUAAGUGACCGACAACACAAGCGGCUGAUAACUUUGUUUUCUAGACGGUUKUCCUGUUUCUUCCAACUUAAGUUAAUUUUGAAAUAUUGAAUCUGUCCCAACAUUUGAARACGUUCCCUGAAUAUUUGACUGCAUUGCCUCUAGACACAGACUUUCUGACAUCACCUUCAAUGGGUUCAAAAAGCUGCUGCUUGGAUUCUAACUGGUUCAAGACAACACAUGACUCAGAUUCUGGCCUUGCUGCAUUUGACUGCAUUGAAUUUAGAGCAUGUCAYUUUUUAAAUAUAUUUAUUUUUUGUGUUGAAGUGAAUAAGUUGAGAAAAUAACUGAAGCUUGUUUGCAUUUGGCUGUGGGGGGGAUGUCUAAUCUGUUUUUCUGUGUUUUCAUUACAGUCACUAAACCACCAGGACCUGUUGUUACUGCUGACAUCAUCACUGUUGCUCUCACUGUUGCGGUGGUUGUGGUGAUAGUUGCCAUAGCAACAGUUGUUCAACAUGGAAAAAAA
Paralichthys olivaceus (Japanese flounder) is the source of this 1206-nucleotide messenger RNA. The record is from RefSeq and is a predicted model, not a curated record. NCBI's taxonomy places the organism in Eukaryota, Metazoa, Chordata, Actinopteri, Pleuronectiformes, Paralichthyidae.